Echinops telfairi (small Madagascar hedgehog) is the source of this 1011-nucleotide messenger RNA. Its product is annotated as olfactory receptor 2M3-like. Gene Ontology annotation, cellular component: membrane. The coding region runs from base 70 to 1011 and encodes 313 amino acids. NCBI's taxonomy places the organism in Eukaryota, Metazoa, Chordata, Mammalia, Afrosoricida, Tenrecidae. Gene Ontology annotation, biological process: G protein-coupled receptor signaling pathway. The transcript has a single exon. The record is from RefSeq and is a predicted model, not a curated record. Gene Ontology annotation, molecular function: olfactory receptor activity; G protein-coupled receptor activity.
CUCUUUAUAUUUUCAUUAUCUUAUCCUAAUCAUUUCUUACAUGUUUCAUUCUCCACAGUGAACUUUUUCAUGAUGGAUUUGAUGAAUCAGACUUUCAAGUCUGAAUUCAUCCUUCUUGGAAUAUUUGACCACAGCCCCACCCACACUUUCCUCUUCGCUCUGGUCCUGGGCAUCUUUGCUGUGGCCUUCAUGGGAAACACUGCCAUGGUUCUCCUGAUCUACCUGGACUCCCAGCUUCACACCCCCAUGUACUUCCUCCUCAGUCAACUCUCUCUCAUGGACCUCAUGCUCAUUUGCACCACAGUACCUAAAAUGGCCUUCAACUACUUGUCAGGCAAGAAAUUCAUAUCUGUGGCAGGUUGUGGAACCCAGAUAUUUUUCUAUGUGUCCCUGCUUGGAGCCGAAUGCUUCCUCUUGGCAGUUAUGGCCUAUGACCGCUAUGUUGCCAUUUGUCACCCAUUAAGAUACCCAGUUCUCAUGAGCCCGAAAAUCUGUGGUCUCAUGGCUGCCUCUUCCUGGCUUCUUGGUUCUUUUGAUGGUGUGAUUGAAGUUGUGGUCGCCUUGUCCUUUUCAUACUGUGCUGCUCGGGAAAUACCCCACUUCUUCUGUGAUGUCCCUGCCCUUCUCACGCUCUCAUGCACAGAUACGUCAGCAUUUGAAAGGAUGAUAUUUAUCUGCUGUGUAAUUAUGCUUCUGUUCCCUGUAGCAGUCAUUUUGGCUUCCUAUACCCGUGUCCUUCUGGCUGUCAUUAGCAUGGGAUCUGGGGAAAAUCGUCGCAAGGCUUUUGCCACCUGUUCCUCCCACCUUAUGGUAGUAGGAAUGUACUACGGGGCAGCUAUGUUUAUUUAUAUGCGGCCCACUUCGGAUCGUUCACCAACUCAAGACAAGAUGGUAUCAGCCUUUUAUACAAUUCUCACUCCCAUGUUGAACCCUCUCAUCUAUAGCCUCCGCAACAGAGAAGUAGCCAGAGCCUUCAUGAAGGUCAUAGGGAAGGACAAGUCAGGAGAGUAA